ACGUCACUACGUCAGACAAGAGAACAAAUCUACGAAUAAUUCUGGACAAAUUCGAUCGGGACACGUGUACAAGGCUGCAGUUUGCAUGGAAUUACAUCAGGAAUAUUUAUUUGUCAAACGACAAUUCCUAAAACAGCGAGUCAUUCCAGAAUAUAUCGCGUAACCUCAUUGUGUUGUGUUAUCUAGCACCGGUGUAGAUAAGCCCUAUAUUUUUUUCUUGCACGAUAAUAUUAAAAUAAUUGGCUUUAAAUAAAUAUACAAAUUAUACAAUGACGGAAUUUAGAGACUGGUAUUAUGGAAUACCCUUCUUCACUCGUUACUGGUUAUCUUUAACUGUUGGACUCAGUAUAUUAGCCAAAUUUAAUCUUCUCGACUUCAGGUAUUUAAUUUUGGAUAUUGGCGCCUUCAUCAACAGAUUCCAUUUAUGGAGACCAGCAACAGCACUAUUCUACUAUCCCAUCACCCCAUCCACUGGGUUCCACUUCCUCGUGAACUGUUACUUCCUGUACAGUUAUUCCGAGCGGCUGGAGACCGGGAUCUUCGCUGGCAAGCCGGCUGACUACUUUACCAUGCUGAUCUUUAAUUGGCUAGUCUGCAUUGGUAUUGGGGUUUUAGUUGGAUUAAGUUACGUAAUGGACCCGAUGGUGAUCUCAGUGCUGUACGUGUGGUGUCAGCUGAAUAAGGACGUGAUUGUGUCCUUCUGGUUUGGGACGCGGUUCCGCGCCAUGUUCCUGCCGUGGGUCCUGCUCGCGUUCAACGUUAUCGUCAAUGGAGGUGGCGUUGAAGAGUUCCUGGGCAUCCUGGUGGGCCACCUGGCCUUCUUCCUCAUCUUCAAGUACCCGCAGGAGUUCGGCGGACCCGCCUUACUUACACCACCUGCUAUUCUCAAGAAGUAUUUCCCUGACUUCCGUCGCCCGAACAACUUCGGUCCUGCAGCAGCAGCACAUACCAGAGCCCCCGUCCCCGCAGGACACCAGUGGGGCCACGGGCAAACCCUAGGAGGCCUCUGAAUACACUUGCUACUCUUUAGGUAUCUUAGUAUCUUAACAUAUUCACUGCCAACGUUUUCGUAGAGCGACGCUCGUAGCCGAUCCCAGCGUUUUCCCGUAGAGGAACGCGACUACGAACAGAGAACCGAGCGGGUUCCCGGCACUCAAUGUGUUAAACUGGGAGAAGAAACAUCAAUCCAAAUAAUUUCAGUGUGGCCUCAGCCCAAACGAGAGCCCCGCCAUUGAAGGAGUCCAGUGGGGCCGCGGGCAAACUAGCAGGCCUCUGAAUACAUUAUACAAUAGUUACAUAAUCAAGCUUUUCAAUCUUGUACACUUACUUAGGCCACUCAGCAACCUACUCACGUGGUUCGCUUACAUUUUUUUAAAUAUACUAAAUAUGAAAUAUGUGAUCAAGUUACAAGUCGAUAACAACUGAAGUAUGAACGCUAAGCACGAAUUUAAUCACCAGCCAUACUCUGCGUAGUGACUAUAGGUGAUACUGAACAACUUUUAUUUUAUUACCAAAUGCCAAAAUCGCGAGCAAAAAUUUGUCGGCUGAUGUGAUGCCGCUGAUUUCUAUGGGACAGCAAAUUUUUUUUUCGUGUUUUCGGCAUUAUCGCCAUACUAAAAGUAUGACCAACAAAGUCACUACGCAGAGUAUGGCUGAUGGCUGGUUAUUAAAGUUUCACCUGUAUUAACGUUAUUUUUUAGAUAGUUUUGAGUGGUUGAUGUUGUGUGUUUUGAUUAAGAUGGUCUCAUGACUCUCAUGUAUCUUGUAAGUACUGCUAACAGAACUUCGAUCUAAUUAAUAUCAGAUUUGUUGAUGUCAGAAAUAUACUAUAAUAUUAGUUAUAUCAAAAAUAUUUUUUGUACAUAAGUAUUAUAAUCUACUUUUAUGUAUGGACUUACACUAAUUAAAUUUUUAAU
Cydia strobilella is the source of this 1916-nucleotide messenger RNA. It is a transcript of the gene Der-1, whose product is annotated as derlin-1-like. Gene Ontology annotation, biological process: endoplasmic reticulum unfolded protein response. The transcript is spliced from 5 exons. Gene Ontology annotation, molecular function: ubiquitin-specific protease binding; misfolded protein binding. Gene Ontology annotation, cellular component: Hrd1p ubiquitin ligase ERAD-L complex; endoplasmic reticulum membrane. NCBI's taxonomy places the organism in Eukaryota, Metazoa, Arthropoda, Insecta, Lepidoptera, Tortricidae. The coding region runs from base 270 to 1010 and encodes 246 amino acids. The record is from RefSeq and is a predicted model, not a curated record.